Messenger RNA from Myxocyprinus asiaticus (Chinese sucker), 1468 nucleotides. RefSeq lists its product as uncharacterized. NCBI's taxonomy places the organism in Eukaryota, Metazoa, Chordata, Actinopteri, Cypriniformes, Catostomidae. The transcript is spliced from 4 exons. Gene Ontology annotation, cellular component: plasma membrane. The record is from RefSeq and is a predicted model, not a curated record. Gene Ontology annotation, biological process: cellular response to fatty acid; G protein-coupled receptor signaling pathway. Gene Ontology annotation, molecular function: G protein-coupled receptor activity. The coding region runs from base 360 to 1313 and encodes 317 amino acids.
AGUAGUCUGCUCCUCACAGCGGUCGUUGUAGGCCGUUAUCUGAGCAUCGCCUACCCCAUAACCUACAAGAUCUACCGCAGAGCCCGUACCUCUUGCCUGACACACCCCAAGAUGAGACAGUAUUAUAACUGAUAAACAAGCAUGCUGAAGGUUACUACCUGAAAUGAGAAGGGAGCCAGACCAUCAACUAUAGAGUCUUGGGCUAGAGAUGCCAAAAUGAAUGUCUAGCUUCUGGAGGCACUGGAUUGCUGAUGUAAUUGUGCCAUCACAAAGAGUACCGAGGGUACUGAGGAAUCUCUAAAUCUAAAGAACCUGAAGGGGUUUCAAAACUUUCAAAACAUCUCUACAAGCAGACAACAAUGUCCAACAAUUAUACUGACUCACCCACAACAGUGUUUCUCACAAUAUAUAUCAUUACAUUCUUGAUUGGCUUCCCUCAUACUACACUGGCAUUCUGCACAUCCAUUCGCAAGAUUCACAAUAAACCUAUACCUAUGACAUUUUUUAUGUUGAACCUUGCUGUAUCUGACCUCAUUUUCCUCACUUUCCUACCUGUCAAGAUGAAAGAGGCAGCGGAUAACAUGGUUUGGAACAUGCCCUAUAGCCUGUGCCACUUCAACCUUUUCAUGUUCUUUCUUCCAAUCUACUCUAGCAGUCUGUUCUUGGCAGCGAUUAGCGCUGAGCGAUACGUGUGCGUAACAUUUCCAGUAAAGUAUAAAAGUCCAAGGAGAAUCACUUAUACAAUCCUAAUAUGUGUUUUCAUAUGGGUGCUUGUUAUAGUAACUACAGUGUUUGCUUACAAGGCUGCAUACACAGAUUCUGAUGAAGUGGACAACACUACUAAUCAGGGCCCCUUGGUGACAGAACCUCAACAGUGUUUCUUUAACUUCACUGGAAAGCAACUCAAAGAUCUGCUUAAAAUGCGGCUGGUAGCUGUAGUGCUGUUUUUCUGUGCACCCCUCAUCAUUUGCUGCUUCUGCUACAUCAGUGUUAUUCGUAUUUUGUCAAAGCUCCCUCUCAUUAGACGUUGUCGCAGGCUCCGUGCAAUUGGAUUGGCUCUGGGGACACUCCUUGUGUUUGCAAUUUGUUUUGCACCCUUCAGUGUGUCACACUUAGUAGGCUACGUCAGACAAGAAAACCCAAAAUGGCGCAUGAAAGCAUUAAUGCUGAGCACUUUAAAUGCAUGUUUUGACCCUAUUAUAUUUUUCUGUAUAUCUUCUGAGAUGAGAAUGGCAAUCAAAGACUGUAUGAAGGGCAUUUUUCGGUUUUAUACCUAUAUAAAGCGAUUUUUGCUGCUGUUGUUGUAUGCUUAAAUAUUUGCACCACCAAAAUGUAUUUUAAUUAAAUUACGAAAAACAAAAAUGCACAGAUAUCAGUCAUACUAUCUUGACAAUGAUGUUUCCAUGAUAAUGUUUGUAAGCUGAAGGUUUCUUAUAACUUUUGAUCAUAAUUGUUUCAUAAUAAACUU